Molecule: messenger RNA, 693 nt
Organism: Haemonchus placei
Lineage: Eukaryota; Metazoa; Nematoda; Chromadorea; Rhabditida; Trichostrongylidae
Source: the annotation of a GenBank genome assembly
AUGGAAGCUGUACUGAAGAAAUGUCAACAUAUGCAAGUCAAGGAUUUGAUCAAAGCACUACAACGCUGUAAACGGAUCGACAUGCUAUAUUCUCUAAGAAGGCUCGAACAACGAGGAAAAUUAGAAAAGCCUCUAGAACAUUUUCCUGGAAUUAAUUCUGUCUCCACGUCGUUGGCUUCACCAAUUGCGGUAUCAAAAACUGCAGACUCUGAUUCCGUAAAGACCAUAUUGCUUGUUCAUUAUGAGGGAGAUGAUCGUGAGACGAAAGAUUUUCGAUGGCUACGGAAAAAUCUGAUACAACAUGCUUCACAGCGUGGAUAUCGAAUAAGCGACAUAGCAGAUCUGGACAUUGACGUCAAUUUAACUUCUACCGUGGAGGAGGCUUUUGCUAAGGCUCAUCAAAUUGUCGUCAGCUUUAGUCCAUCUCAUAUUGAAGCUGUAAAAACAAGAAGUAGCGCCUGUAGAAGUGUCUUGUACAUGCAUGAUUUGAUGAGUCAAGAAUUCUUCACACUGAACAGCACCAACAGGAGAUUUCGGCCGGUUAUUUUCAAUGACACGCAACCAAGUGAUCUUCCCGUUGGCUGGCCACGUUCGACACUCGUCUAUCAUUUCCCCACCAAUAUGGGAGCACUUUGUACGAAAAUCUUCAAAAGCAAUGAUCAAGACUACAGUUCCAGGAUGAUUACAAGCUAG